Molecule: messenger RNA, 1096 nt
Organism: Pelobates fuscus (common spadefoot toad)
Lineage: Eukaryota; Metazoa; Chordata; Amphibia; Anura; Pelobatidae
Product: sodium channel subunit beta-4-like
Exons: 6
Coding region: 330-1019 (229 amino acids)
Biological process (GO): T cell costimulation; immune response; cell surface receptor signaling pathway
Cellular component (GO): external side of plasma membrane; membrane
Source: RefSeq, a predicted model, not a curated record
UCUUUGCUCGUCAUGUGGUUAAGCCUUGACUUGUAGGUUAUAUAUUACGUGCAGGAAACGAUGAUUUGCACAGUCCAUUAAGGUACUUUUUGCAGCAAAGUGCUUGGUUCUUAAACAAUAGGCUCUGGGCAUGAUACACGUUGACUGUUGUGGUUGGGGUGGCUAUGAGCCAUAUAGCGCUGUAUGUCACUGAUUAUUUAAAGUUUAUAGUAAAAAAGUAAAUUAGAAUUUUGAAGCAGCAGUGGUGGAUUCGUGAUUCCGGUUGCUGUUUCUUUUAAUUGCUGCAAAAAAAGUGCUCAAACUCAACCGUUGUCCAGUGAAAAGCUGCAAUGUCUGGUGUUUUCUCUGGAGAAUUUGUUCUUAAACCAGUGCUCCUGCUUUUCCUUCUUCAGAUGCUGUCUCUAUACCAAGGUCAAAUAUCUGCCUGUUCCAUGCCUGAAAGCCAGGGCAUGACAGCUCUUCUGGGUUCCACCAUUUUGCUUCCCUGCAACUUUCUUCCAGAUUAUCCGGAUUACAACACACAGGUCAACAAUUCCAUUGUAUGGAUUAGAAAUGAGAGUGACUACUUGGUGGAAAUCACUCUCUCAGGUAUCAGCAAAUUUUGGAGAAACCACGCUGCAAGCUUUGAGACUUUCCCUCUAAUGGCUGCAAAAGGAAACUUUUCUCUGCUCCUAAAAAACACUCGAAUGGAGGAUGCAGGGAGUUACCAUUGUAAGUUAUUCAAUGGAAUCGACUGUAUAGUGGAAAAUAAAGCAACUAAGCUGGAUGUGGUGCAUAACCUGGAAGGAAUACAGAACCGUUACAUGAAUACUACUUUUAUCAUUGCGGUUGGAGUAGGAUGUGGCUCAGUCAUCAUCAUCAUUAUAAUUGUCUCAUCUCUUGUCCUUUAUAGAGCCCGUAAAAAGCAACAUGGCCAACAAAGGAGGUGCUUGGGGCAUGGAUAUACCCACAGUGAUGCUGCCAUUGACUUUGACCAGGAAAAUAAAUCUAUGGCACCAGCAUUCACUGGAAACAAAUGAAUGUGUUGACAAUUCAACUGCACAGUCUGAAACACGAUAUAAUCAAAUUUAUAAAAAUAUCAUUUAUAGGCAUUAAG